Paramecium octaurelia is the source of this 174-nucleotide messenger RNA. Lineage: Eukaryota; Ciliophora; Oligohymenophorea; Peniculida; Parameciidae. The record is from the annotation of a GenBank genome assembly.
AUGUGGGUCAUGAAGUAACCGAAAUAUAUUAAAUGUAGGAACCUAUGCAUUUACAAUUAACUUUUGAAGAUCCUUGAGUUUGGGGAAUGGAAUCUGAAGAUUCUAGGAUGUUUAAAGGAGAUGUAAUAGAGGCUUAUUUAAAUAAAAAGAUUAUAAUUAAAUUAUGCUUCUUGA